Molecule: messenger RNA, 6330 nt
Organism: Parnassius mnemosyne (clouded apollo)
Lineage: Eukaryota; Metazoa; Arthropoda; Insecta; Lepidoptera; Papilionidae
Source: the annotation of a GenBank genome assembly
AGUCAUAUUUGAACCAGCGUUGCGUUAGGUUGGGAAGAGCCUACUACUCUUUAGAAAAUAAAUAUAAGUUAAUUACAUUAUAUUAUUGAAAAUAAUAUAAUUUCAUUACCAUAUUUCUCUUUAUCAGUUUUUGAAAGUGAUGGCCACAUAUUCUUCUAAAGUUUCCCUCAAUGAGGUUGUAAUAGCAUCGGCCGUAAGGACCCCAAUUGGUUCUUUUAGGGGCAGUUUAGCCAGUCUUUCUGCCACUGAACUCGGUGCUGUUGCUGUUAAAGCAGCGAUAGAGAGAGCCGGCAUUCCAACGGAAGAAGUAAAGGAGGUCUAUAUUGGAAAUGUGUGUUCUGCAAAUCUUGGUCAGGCUCCUGCAAGGCAAGCUGUUAUGUUUGCUGGACUUGCUAAAAGCACUGUAUGUACCACAAUUAAUAAAGUUUGUUCUUCUGGAAUGAAAGCAAUACUGCUGGCAGCUCAGGGCUUACAAACUGGUGCUCAAGAUGUAAUUUUGGCUGGUGGAAUGGAAUCAAUGUCAAAUGUGCCCUUUUACUUGAAAAGAGGUGAAACCACUUAUGGUGGCAUGCAAUUAGUUGAUGGUAUAGUGUUUGAUGGGCUCACCGAUGUCUAUAAUAAAUUCCACAUGGGCAAUUGUGCAGAGAAUACUGCUAAGAAAUUAGAAAUCUCAAGACAGCAACAAGACAAUUGUGCCAUUUCUAGUUAUAAAAGAAGUGCAGCUGCAUAUGAAAAUAAGGCUUUUGCAGAUGAAUUAGUUUCUGUUUCUGUACCUCAUAAGGGAGGUGCUCCACCAGUAGUAUUUAGAGAAGAUGAAGAAUACAAAAGAGUAAAUUUUGAACAGUUUACAAAACUGGCAACGGUAUUCCAAAAAGAAAAUGGGACAGUAACAGCUGGAAAUGCUUCCGCAUUAAAUGAUGGUGCCGCAGCAUUAGUGUUAAUGACUGCUGAAGCAGCAAAGAGGUUAAAUGUUACUCCAAUUGCCCGUGUGGUAGGAUAUGCAGAUGCAGAGUGUGACCCAAUUGAUUUCCCAAUAGCUCCUGCUGUUGCAAUUCCCAAACUUUUAGAAAAAACUGGUGUGAAGAAAGAUGAUGUUGCUCUUUGGGAAAUAAAUGAACCAUUUAGUGUGGUUGCGAUAGCUAAUCAAAAACUAUUAGAUUUAGAUCCUUCUAAGCUUAAUGUCCAUGGAGGUGCUGUAAGCUUAGGCCAUCCAAUUGGUAUGUCAGGAGCGCGUAUAGUUGUUCACUUGUGUCACGCAUUAAAGAAAGGAGAAAAAGGCGUUGCAGCUGUUUGCAAUGGAGGUGGUGGGGCAACUUCUAUUAUGAUUGAAAAAUUGUAAGUUUUUUAAUCAAUAUUAUUUUUAAUAAUUUGGUUUAUAAUGUUUAUUUGAAUAUUAAAUAUUGAAUCAGUUAUGUUAUACCGUCAUUGUUUAUAGAGUGUUAAUAUCAGAUUUUUCAUGUGCCUUAAUUAUGUUUUGCUAUGUAAGGAAAAUUUUAUUGUUAUUGUUGGUUGAGGAUUAUAAUAUAUUCAUAGGUGAAAAGUUAUAUAUAAUAACUUUAAUCAUAAGUUAUAGAUGUAAUUAUUUUCAAUAUAUUUGUAAUUAUUUUGAAGCCUUUUUGCUGCUAUUUUUAUAUGACACUCUCUUUAUAAUGAGUGAUGAUUAAAUCAUACAAUGUUCAUUUUUUGAAUCUUUUAUUCUCUAUCAAGGAGAUAAUUUUUUUCAGACCUGAAGUUGUGCAAAAACCUCCCAUAUUAACUUUCUACACAAGAGACCGCUGCUCUCUAUGUGAUAUAGUUAUGGAGGAACUCGAGCCAUUUAAAGACUAUCUAUUCACAAAUUCUAUAUUACAGAUAAUUAAUUUUCUAUGUGGUAGAGCCAUGCUGCAGCUAUAUUAUGGUUGUAGCACGAAUGGGUCGGCUCGACCGGGGAAGGACCACGCUCUCACAGAAAACCAGCGUAAAAUAGCAGCUUAAUGCUGCUGUGUUUCGUAUGGUGAGUGUAGAGAACCGGAGACCCUUUUUACUGGCAAAGAGGCAUUCCAUCUUAGUCCUCACGGGUGACAACGUAUCUGCAUCUUGAGUCUUUAUUGAGGAUAGAUGUAGAUGUCUAUGAGUCACAGUAACCACUUACCAUCAGGUGGACUGUGUGCUCGUUUGUCACCCGAUCCUAUAAAAAAAAAAGAUAAGGAUAAUCUGAAAUGGCUAAAACUGUACCGACAUGAUGUACCUGUACCUUUCCUUAAUGGAAAGUUUUUAUGCAUGCACAAAUUGGACAAGGACUUGUUAGAGAUGACUAAUGUUUGUUAGUAAUGUUUUGUUAAGAAUUGUAUUAUUAUACUAGUCAUUUUAAUAAUCGCAUGAUAAUGUAUAAAUAUAUAUUUUGGAUAAAGACAUGAACCGUACUGAAAUUAUAUCUAUUGGUGGCAUUAGGUCCUUAGGUGACCUGAGUGAUCAACCUGGGUGUCAGUGACAAGAGGGUGCUACAAGCCCUUGCAGUGCUUUGACCCAUGUUUAAUCUGAUGUUUUAGCAAUAUUUGAGUUACAAUCUUAGGUCUACAUCACUACUUACCCAACAGGUGAGAUGAUAGAGCCAAAGGUGGGUUUACUAAGCAAAAGGAUGGGGGUGUCGUGAAUUUUCUCCCAGGCUCAUGGAUGGCUAGAGCACCCUUAGUCUGGUUAUACAUGUUAUUGUUGCUAAAUCAAACAUUUUCGAAGUUGGAAAAUUUUAAAUAAGGAUUGUCGAAAUAUCAAUAAAAUAAAACCCCAAUGAUUCAAUAACAAAGACACAUUAAGUUUAAUGUUGUGUAAAACAGUAACAUUGUCUUACUGAUGCAUAGAAGCUAAAAGAUUUUGAGGGGGUAGUGUACGCAAUGGAGGGCGAGAGGGUGCUCUUCAAACUAGUUAAGAUACAUAAUUUUAUUUUAUUACGCGUAUAUAAGCAAAUUAUACACGCGUGGGAACAUCAUCAAUGUAGUCUGAGUAAAUUAAAUACGCAUUACUAAGGAUAACUCAAAAACUACUGCUGAGACCUUGAUUAAAAUGGAUCAUGGGACCACAUGAGAAGCACCAGCUUCCAAAUGAAAAAAGAAUCAUCAAAAUCGGUUCACCUAUAAAAAAGUUACGAGGUAACACUAAAAAAAAUACAGUCGAAUUGAGUACCCCCUCCCUUUUGAUGUCGGUUAAUUAUCAUACCGCCUAUUUCCCGCGGUAUCAUGCCACGAACGCUGGUUGAGGUUGUUUCCUCGCUGUAUUGCUAUACUAAGCCUUUGAGCGAGAAAAGAACCAGCCCUCUUAUGGCCAGCAGCGAUGACCGAAUUCGUGGAGGAAUCGCGGAUUCAGUUCCUGUAGGAUUUUCACCGUAUGUGGACCCCACGGACCGAUAGUCUGUACAGUAAAUGGCACAAGUUUUCUCAUCUCUGUGACUCAUAUUUGCGCCACUUAGUUCAGCUGUCUCUGAGGCCGCCUUAGCUCUAAACGAGGUAUCACUGAGGUGAGAGGCUGCCAAAGUGUCUACGCAAGUAGCAUCCCACAAUAGGGCUUUACCUCUCCCCCAAGGAAAUAAAGUCAUACCGUCUAAUCCCUUGCCAUCAUCUCAUUUUCAUUCAAAGAAGAAAUUUUUAUCAAAGAUGCAUUAAGAAGAUAUAAGAAUAAGAAAGAAUUUCAGAAAAGAAAUUUCAUAUCUAAUGCGCUUAAGAGUUUUCUGAAAUUCUUUCUUUCUAUAGUACUAUAAUAAAGCGGAUUUUUUUUGUUUUUUUGUUUGUUUAAACGCGCUAAUCUCUGGAACUACCAGUACGAUUAGAAAAAUUAUUUUCGUAUAUUAUAGCUAGAUUCUUAUAUAUGGAUAUUUGUUAAGCAAGUCAGAAGAAAAGCACUCCCGAAAUGAUUUAUCCGCGUACGCUGGUGUUAUCGUUAGGGAUACGUAAAUACAAUUUUCUAGGAAGAUAUAGAUCUUUACUCUAUCUAAAAAAAACUCCGCGAUACCAUAUGUGUAUUUCUUAUACAUAAGCCAAAAUUAGGUAUUUGUGACAAAAAAAAUAUUGAAAAUUUAAAAGUGAUUUAUGAGCGUUAUUAUUAGGCAUGGCCUAUUUAUCCUUACGAACGAAGGUUACUUCAUCAUCAAGACAAUUUUAUGAAGAUACACUUUGUUCUGUAUACCAUGUUAUUUGGACGCAUAGUUUAAGAGAUAAUGUAAAAUUAAAAUAAUUCAAUAUUUGGCAGGGCGCGCGAACAACACAUAAACCCUAGCCGCCUGACGAGAACUGCGAGAACUGCUCAACCGGGAGGGGGAGGGAAAGUGGAUGAAACUUAAGUUCGCUCUACAUCAUACAUAAUAUGCCGACAGAUAAAAGUACUCCAUUAAUUAUGCCAAUUUUUCCAUCCAUUGCUAUCAAAUAAAAUAUUUAAUUGCAAUUAUAAAAUGCUUGAACUAGGUCAUGUCGCGCACCUCUGACACGUAAUGAUGCGGGUGAAACCGCGGGGCACAGCUAGUUUUAUAUAUUAUAAAAGUAAUAAAAGAAGCAAAAAUACGAGCAAUUUUAUAUAAGGGACCAGGCGUAAUUCAUGCAAAUGUUUUAUCAAAUUGUUUUUAUCUUUGGCCAAGGAUUGAAAUCUAAUAAGAUGAUUGUCUAAGCAAUACUGUUAGAUCUAUUUGGUUUGUUAAUAUUAUUUGUUUUGUCUUAGAUGUACCACGCGUACAAAAGUCACUAGAAGUUGUAUAAGUAUACAACAUAUAAAUCUAGAACUAUCCUACUGCUUCCUGCAAGUUUAUGCUUGCCUAGUACUAUUCCUAAAGUAAACUACUUGAUAAAAAUUUCCAUGUAUUUUGUAGAGUAGGACCACUGAGAAUUUUCUUUCGCGUAUGUCUUACUUGGUAAAAAUAUUCUUAGUAGUUUUACUAAUAAGAUUAUUUGGUAUACUAAUGGGAAUACAUCGCGCCACGAAGAUUUCCAAUAGACUUAGUACGACUAUUGGGAAGUUCUCAUUAGAAAGAUCCCAAUGGUCUUACCAGUAAGACUACUGGGAAUACCCCAGUAAAUUAACCACAUAAUUUGAAGUAGAACUUAUUUAUUCUGUAGUAGAACUAAAACAAUAAGUGUUGCAAUAGUAAUUGAUUACAACAUUAACAUAAUUGAAAUUCCGUCAGUCAUCGUUAAGACCAGUUUUAUGUGGUUAAUACAUCGAUCACUAAUAAAAAACUAGAAACGCAAUCAGUGACAAAAAAAUGUACUUACCGAAUGAGCGCCCACUCGAACAUUUGGGUGCGCUUCUAAUUUUUACGUAGCUUUGUGAAUAUAACUUUAGGCAAUGCCUUUAAGGUUUAAUUUACAUUAAUGUAUAUUUAUUUUAACUACAAUUACGUCAAAACAAUUGACGAUUUUUUGAGGCGGACUUAUCUCUUGUAAUUUCUUUCGCUCUUACAUUAAUAAAUUAUAUUUAUUACAUUAUAUAAUGAUAACACCGGAAAGGUAAAUCAUUUUACCGAUAACUUACUAUAAGAAAAGUUAUUAUACAGUAUGUAACAAAAACCCCGUUAGUCGUUUCAAGGUCGUAUAAAUGUACACAUUUAUUCUGUGACAAAACCAUGGCAAUUAUGAUAAUGAAUUUUUUUUUUGGUUGCUUUAAAUGGGAUUUUAGAGUUUCUAAUCAGAUACCUAUCUUACUAAAUUUAAUAUUUCUAAAAAUGUUAUUGGCUUCUGAACUUCCGAUACGUGCCGUCAUAAUAUUACCUACGGCAGCUGUGAGGUUACUGACACUGCUGCCGAAAAGCGAGCGGCUGCGCGUAACGAGCAUCCUCAAGGUUUUUAUGUAAACCUAUGGGCGGCUACUGCCAUGCCUACCGCAGGGGCAAUAUCGGGAGUACAGCGAUAGGGGCAAUAUCUGAAUUGUCUCUACACAAACAUGCCUGCCGUUCAGUAUGAGUAUGAGAGUCCAUGUCUCGCUGAACGCACGCAUUAAGUAUGGCGCCAGUUUUAUCGAAAUAUUAAUGGAUCAGAAUAUAUAUCCUUGGCUCUUUUUUAUAUAGAAUAAGAGUGACAAAUCAGCACUGUCCACCUGAUGGUAAAUGGACAUUGUGGCCCAUAGACACCCACAUAUAUCGAUAAAACAACUAAUUAAUUAAUAAUUACAACCAUAAUAAUAUAGUGCUUAUAAGCUGCAGCAAAGCUCUGCCACGCUAUUUUUAGGCUAUCAAUGACAAUUAAAUGUGACUACAGUCGUCAUAAAUUAUGUCAUGUAUAUAUAUUAAAUUAUGACUUAGUAACUAUAAUUUAACUAGUGUUACAAAUAGCCAGGAUAGUUUUCUAGUAAUGAGUUUUAAUAAAUUUAAUUACU